This is a messenger RNA of Odontomachus brunneus, 1937 nucleotides long. RefSeq names its product integrin-linked protein kinase homolog pat-4 (gene Ilk). Gene Ontology annotation, molecular function: protein binding; ATP binding; protein kinase activity. The transcript has 7 exons. The record is from RefSeq and is a predicted model, not a curated record. Gene Ontology annotation, biological process: cell-matrix adhesion; protein phosphorylation; substrate adhesion-dependent cell spreading. Gene Ontology annotation, cellular component: focal adhesion; stress fiber. NCBI's taxonomy places the organism in Eukaryota, Metazoa, Arthropoda, Insecta, Hymenoptera, Formicidae. Bases 64 to 1413 code for a protein of 449 amino acids.
CUAAUAUACCUCGCUCGCGUGCCGCCUGUGUUUACGCUCGAUUUAUGAUAUAACGGGAAAAAAAUGGAAGAUAUAUUUCAGUGGUGUCGCGAGGGCAAUGCCAUGCAAGUCCGUGUUUGGCUAGAUGACACCGAGCAUGACAUGAACCAAGGCGAUGAUCAUGGCUUCAGUCCACUCCAUUGGUGUUGUAAAGAAGGCCAUUUAAAAUUGGCAGAGUUGCUUGUUAGUAGAGGGGCACGUAUUAAUGCUACCAACAGAGGUGACGAUACACCUUUGCAUCUUGCUUCAGCACAUGGACACAAAGAGAUAGUACAGUUGUUACUUCGAAACCGUGCUGAUGUAAAUGUUACAAAUGAGCAUGGAAAUACUGCCUUGCACUAUGCCUGUUUCUGGGGAGACCAGGCAGUUGCAGAAGAACUGGUUGCUGCCGGUGCUCUUGUAUCCAUUGCUAACAAGGACGGAGAUACUCCCCUUGAUAAAGCCAGAGGUGUCGUGGCCAAAAGACUGCAUGACUUAGCAGUGGAGUAUGGACAAGACCUGAAGAAGAUUCAGUUCAAAGAUCAGAGUUGGCUAGGUUUGAAGACCAGAAGUAGAGACGCGACUUUAUCGAGGCACAAAGGGAUCAGUAUGGCAGAUCUAUCUCUUCAUACGCAUCUCGCAAGCACACCGAGCGGCGAAACUUGGAGAGGACGAUGGCAGAACAACGAUAUCGUCGCCAAGAUCUUGAACGUUCGUGAGUGCACCGCACGUAUUUCCCGGGACUUCAAUGAGGAAUUCCCGAAGCUGAGGAUCUUCUCGCAUCCUAAUGUUCUGCCGGUUCUCGGUUGCGUUAAUCAACCACCACAACUAGCAACCGUUUCCCAGUACAUGGCGCGGGGUAGCUUGCAUCGACUUCUGCAUGGUGGAACCGGCGUUGUGGUAGACACGGCUCGCGCCCUUCGGCUAGCCCUCGAUGUUGCCAGAGCUAUGGCGUUUCUUCAUGGUUUGGAUCGCCAAAACAGGUGCAGAUUUCACCUGAACAGUAAACAUAUAAUGAUCGACGAGGAUCUGACGGCUCGCGUGAAUAUGGCCGACGCGAAGUUCUCUUUUCAAGAAGUCGGACGAAUUUAUGAGCCAGCGUGGAUGUCGCCGGAAGCGUUGAGCAAACGUCCAGCGGACAUCAAUCUCGAGGCUAGCGAUAUGUGGAGCUUUGCUGUUCUCCUGUGGGAAUUGGCGACUAGAGAGGUGCCAUUUGCGGAUCUGUCGCCUAUGGAAUGUGGAAUGAAGAUUGCACUGGAAGAUUUACGUGUAAGCAUUCCGCCAGGAAUCUCUCCGCAUCUCGCGAAGCUCAUCCGGAUCUGCAUGAACGAAGAUCCGGGCAAACGACCGUCCUUCGACAUGGUCGUGCCGAUUCUCGAUAAGAUGAAGCGUUGAAGCGUACACGACUGGUGGCACGAAAAAUGAUAGGAAGAAUAAUGAAAUAACCGAAGGAGUUCAAACGAAGCAUCUUAACGAAUCUCUAUGUUAAACUGCCUCGAAAAAUUGUUAACAAUGAAUGAUAUUUUUAUUAUUGUCGUAUUCUAUAAAUACGAAAAUACUGCCUUUAAGAGCCUUAUAUGAAGAAGGAUAGAUAUAGAUUAAUUUUUUGCUACUUAUGUACACGUACAUAUAUAUGUAACAAAUUUAUAUUCUGUGGGAGCAUGCCUAUAUCCAUAUACACACACAUUGAGUUUAAAUAUAUAGCACAAACGCUAUUUUUACAUAUUUCGCCAGCAUUUAUAAUGUUAUAAAAAAAUAAGAUGGUACUACUGUUUACAUUAAGCAGCAUAUUUUUUAUAAAAUUUUUGACAACUUACUAUGCUUACAUUGAUAUAGAUAUAUUGUGAAUAUUAUAUUAAUAUUAUAUUAAUUAGAGAAUGAGAAGAAUUAAUAAAAUUGAAUAGUUUGAUGCUGUUAAA